CCAAGUUUACAAACAGCCCAGUCUAUAUAGUCCAGGCAGUGGAAUCUACUCUAAACUAUCGAGCAUUUGAGAAUGGAACCAGAUGAGCUUGAAUUUAUUGGAGAAAACGCAACCAUCGGAGUGAUUCCGAACUUCCAUCAUGACCCUAUUUACCUAAUAUCGGGACCGAUUGGACCGUUCCGUGGAGGUCAGCCUUUACAUAUUCCACUGUGGUUUGCCAUUCAUCUGAGACAGCAGCAAAAGUGUCGUAUCGUUCCUCCGCUGUGGAUGGACAUCGGUCUGCUGGAGGACAUCAAGGAAGAGGAGAAACGUACCAGAAAUUUUACAAAAAUGCCCAGCGAACACUACAUGGUUGAAGCGAAACUGAUUCUCAACACAGCUCCUGAAGACGUUCCACAGUCGGAUGAAAUAAAAACGCUCAUCAAAGAUAUUUGGGACAUUCGUUGUGCCAAGCUGCGAACAACUACCGAUAUGUACCUUAAGGGCGAAGCUGAGCUGGUGAAGCUGGACAAUAUUACUAUAGUGGAGCUGAACACCAUUCGGCCGUUCCUGCCGCAUGCGAUGGAUAUGCUGAUGCGGAUUUUGAAUGCGAAACAAGGGCCCACCCAAAAUUUUUCUAUUCACAAUCAGUCCGUAAUGAUGAGUAGCAUGACCGGGUCACACUCGCGUUACGCAUCGUAGUGAUAAGUAGAAUGUGUAUUUCCAAAAUAUAAGGUAAUUAUUUAAAAUUAGAGUUUAAAAUUAAAAUUAGAUUGUUUUUACUAAUUAUA
Messenger RNA from Armigeres subalbatus, 770 nucleotides. RefSeq names its product probable DNA replication complex GINS protein PSF2 (gene Psf2). The transcript is spliced from 2 exons. Gene Ontology annotation, cellular component: nucleus; GINS complex. The record is from RefSeq and is a predicted model, not a curated record. Gene Ontology annotation, biological process: DNA replication; double-strand break repair via break-induced replication. NCBI's taxonomy places the organism in Eukaryota, Metazoa, Arthropoda, Insecta, Diptera, Culicidae. The coding region runs from base 73 to 681 and encodes 202 amino acids.